Molecule: messenger RNA, 3223 nt
Organism: Caenorhabditis sp. 36 PRJEB53466
Lineage: Eukaryota; Metazoa; Nematoda; Chromadorea; Rhabditida; Rhabditidae
Source: the annotation of a GenBank genome assembly
AUGCGCCGUGUGGAACUGUAUAAAACAAUGCGGGAAGAGGGAGACAACCACUUCGAGAUGCUUCCGUGGCCAUCUUCUCUUCUUCUCGCUCUUUUUUGUGUUCUGGCUGCCGGAUCUGCCAUUAGGAAAGAUUAUUUGUAUGCCGAUGAAGUCGAGUCGAACAUCGGAAGAGAAGGAAUUGUCGAAGGAGACAUCAUGAUGACGGAGGAGCAACAAAUGGGCGCCGAUAAUACCGGAAAGAGAGGCAAGCGGCAGAUCACCAAGGUCUGGAGCAAAUGGCCCAACAACCUCGUCUACUAUUACUUUGAUAGUGACGUCAGUGAGUGGAACUCUUACAAAUAGUAUUGAUCGCAAAGAUUCAUGUAAAUUUCAGCCGAUCUCAAGCAGACGCUCAUCAGAAGUGCGAUGGAGUUUAUCUCUUCGCUGACUUGCGUCAGUUUCACCGAGAGCAGCACCGCCACGAACCGAAUCAAGUUCGUGAACACUGGAGGAUGUGCCUCGUACAUCGGAAUGAAUGGAGGCGAACAGACUCUGUGGUUUGGAGACGGUUGCGAGAUUGUGAGUGAACUUUCUGAGUCUUUCUGAGCCUCAGUUUUCAGUUCGGAACUGCGGUACACGAAAUCAUGCACACAUUGGGCAUCUUCCACACGCAUUCCAGGUACGAUCGCAACGACUAUCUUCUUGUCAACCUCACCGGCGUUCCCGAUAAUAUGCUCGGCAAUCUCGCGAUGGAAACGACGUCAUCGACGUACAAUGCGGUGCCGUUCGAGUACGGUAGCACGAUGCAGUACCGGUACAACACGUGGGGAGACGGGACACUGUUCCCGAAGCAAUCCAUCUACCAGAAGACGAUGGGCAUCCGGAAGGUGUCUUUCUACGACAUCACCAACAUCAACACUCGUUACGCGUGCUCCUGCUCCGCCAAUCUGACAUGCAAAAACGGAGGGUACACGAAUCCAGCGAACUGCUCCGAAUGCAUCUGUCCGUCCGGAUACGGGGGCGUUCUGUGCGAUGGAAUUGUGAGUCAACUUGUCCCGAUUCUUCAAAUAACUCUUUAUCAGCCAGAGAAUUCUGUGAAACUGGUAGCUAACACUGCCUGGAAGGGAUACUACGUCACCUACGGAUACAAGAGUCUCGCCCUCACCACCAACUACUACAUCGCCAAUCUCGUCGUCACGGCGCCCGUCGACAAGACCAUUCAGAUACGGAUUGUAGAGAUGACAAACUUUACGUGCGCCUACGGAUGCAACUACAACGGCGUAGAGGUCAAGUACAUGGGAGACCCACGAAUCAUGAACCCGGUGUAAGAAACUGUGCACUGAGUUGGAGAUUGAAAUACUGGGAUUGAUUCCAGAUUCUGCUGUAGCGACGACGACAAUAUCAUCAACACUGUUUACACGGCAAAAGUGAACCCCCUUCCGAUUGUUCUCCAUCAGAGAUACGGCUCCAGCAAAGUGGCAAUCAACUACAGAUAUCUGGAUCGGUCACUGAGCAGCAACUCAAAGACGACGAACGGAUACGAUUCGUAUCAGUAUUAUCAGUGAUUGUGUCUUGUUGUCCCGCCCCAAUAAAAAGUGAAUUGUACUGUAGUUUAGAAGUGAAUAAUGAUAAACAGACAAGUGGAAAUGAUAAUGAUUAGCAGAAAGCUAAAGGGAUAAUUUGAAGCAGAUAUUGAAAAGCAACUAUGAUUUCGUUUUUCGUUCUAGUUUCCCUAUUUCUUCCUGUAUAUCAAAACGCCGAAAACGGCGGAACUGAAAAGAAUCCAGCUAAUGGCACGGGCUUUUUCCAAGGAGAUAUUGUUCAGACUCCGUAAGUUGAAAUCUUCGGCAUCAUAAUUCUUAGAGACUUUUCAGAGAUCAGUACAGAGAAAUUUUUGAGAAAGAGCCACCGACAAACCGUUAGAAACAUCAGGUGGUGGUCGGGAGAAAAUGGUUCGAAGGCAUUGUCUAUUACGAAUUUGAAGUUGGAAUUCGUUGGUAAGUGCCAGCGUUUCACUGGAAUAUUUUUUUUUCAGCUGUUUAUUACAAGAACUUGUACAUCAAGGCGAUGGAGUACAUCAGUUCGAGGACUUGCAUAACUUUCGUGGAAAGUCGUGAAUCGCCUCGGUUGUUACUGGCCUUGUGGGUUGAAUAUUGAAUCCGUCGGAACUAAACGGAUGAUCUGUUCAGAAGAUAUUUCUGUUACUCGAAUGUCGGCCGAGUUGUAGGAGUUCAGACGGUCGGAGUUGAUCCGAACUGCAAUCUGAUGGGAAAUGCUCUUCACGAACUCUGCCACGCGCUCGGAGUUGUGCAUACCAUGAGCAGGUUCGAUCGAGCCGAUUACCUGAUAGUUGACACCGCGAAACUUGGUGUAAGGAUAAAAUAUUAGAAAGUAUUGAAGUAAAAAACGUUUUAAGGAAUCUGACGCAACAAACUACCAAAAGUACACCGAGUCGAACUCGUAUAACGUCGUGCCGUUCGAGUACGGAAGGAAGUUCCAUGAUGUACAGUGCAGAUGAGAUCAGUCAGCCGAAAGACGGACGGUUCAUAACGAACAUGGGCGUGCGAAUCAUCACUUUCUAUGACAUGGCAGCAGUGUGCAGGCACUACAGUUGCAAGUGUGAAGUGGAGUUGGAAUCUGAGAACGGAGGAUACACGAACUCAUCGAAAUGCUCCGAAUGCGUUUGUCCGACUGGUUACGGAGUUAAACUAUGCGAUGGAGUGGCCAGCACUUUCUCGAAGAAACUGAUGGCCGAGUCGGAAUGGAAAGAGCACUCCAUGCGCUUCAGUUACCUCGGACUAAACGAGGAAAAGCUCACAAGAGCGACUCUUUACAUAGAGGUUUCUUUCAUUCAAUCAGCUGUGAUCCUCUAUCAUCUGUUCAGGCCCCAACAAACAAAACAAUACAAGUUCAAGCGACUGACAUGAACCGAUUUGUUUGCGCUCAAUAUUGCUAUUACAGUGGUUAUGAGAUUAAAUACAUGGGCGAUCCGAGAAUGAUGAAUCCUUUGUAAACACUUUUAUCACAAAUAGUUCCGACUUUCCUUUGUUUUUUCAGAUUCUGUUGUACAGACCAAAAGGGCUGGAAUGAUACUUACACUUCGAAGCUGAACCCGACUAUCGUUAAUAUUUUCUCCCGUUACAGAAUUUUGUAUUUGACAAUACGGUAUCGAUAUAUCAAUCAAUCGACUGCUGAUUUGCCUCUCACCAACAAUACCUAUGACACAUUUGAAUAUCCUAUUUGA